UGAUCGGCUCCGAGACAGGUUGUAUGUACGGUCCGAAGUUUAUCUCGCCGUUUCUUUCUUGCUUCCGCCUCGUGCAGCUUAACCCUUCCAUCGCUCCAUCUGCUCAAGAAAAGUCAAUACUUGCCUAUUCACACUGCCCAAAAAUGACAGAGUAACUCUACUCAUUACGAUAUUCGCGGGCAUGACGAACAAGCAACGGGGUGCGACGAACACAGAAGAGAGACAGAAGGAUCGGUGGUUUAAGCUCAUUGCAUGGUUACAAACGAAAGGAUUUGACGCUGGACAACUCGCCGUUGAACCUCGUUCACGAGAAGGUGCUGGACGUGGUCUGUUCACUACUAAACCAUUACCCCCAUCGAAGGAUCCGUUCCUCAGUAUACCCGCAUCAGCUUUACUCAACUCGCGAACACUUCGACGCUUCUACCCCAAAAUCGCCCUGGAAGGGCUCUACGACAAUCCUUCUUCAGAUCUUAUCCUGACUGGCACACAACUGUUGUCAAUUCAUCUUGCCCUGUAUCGCCCUGGAGGAGAAGACUCGUGUUCUAAGGACGCGCAUUUUGGAGUAUAUAUCGAUACCUUACCGACGGAGUUUGAUAGUCACCCUCUUACGUGGCUUGUCAAGGAGAAGUUAGGGAAAGCAGGUGCUCAUGAAGUAAAACUUCUGGAGCGCCUGCCUCCGAGCGUGUUAAGUGAGUUAGAGGCAGUUGCUACACGUUACUGGCAUGAUUGGGAUAUUGCCGUACGAGCAAAAGAGAAAUAUUCUGAAGAACUCAGGUCGAAAAAUGAAGCUCUGUUUAACGAGGAUGACUUUCUCUGGGGUUGGCUCGUAGUUAACACAAGAAGCCUUUAUGCGGAUUUAUUCAACAGAAAUCUACCUCAAUCCAACUUAACACUGUGUCCAGUCAUUGACUUCGCGAACCAUACGGCCUCGUCAUCCGUGCCAUAUGCGGUGUGGAAGGACCGUCCUUCCAAAGUGCUAUCACGACCUCGCGGACCAUCUAAACACGCAAAUGACUAUACCUUCCUGCCUCCAAAGCAGGGUCUCGGGCAAGGAGAAGAGUUACUCAUACAAUACGGGAAGCACAGUAACAGGAGGCUAUUUGCUGAGUACGGAUUCGUCGACGAAAACGCCGACAAAGAAGCGGACGUUUCCGACUUGAUUGACGAGCUGAUUGCAAGUAAACGUGCAGAAGGGUUGAUCAGGGAGCUGCUUCCUGAGGUCGCGCAGCACUUCAUGAGUGACUUGAGGAUAUACGCUGUGCCUCCGCCGGCCCAUCCAUCUUGGGGACUUCAUUGUGUGCUGAGACUCAUCAACCUCGCGUUCCCCAGCAGACCACCGGAGCUCAGGCUCACUCUCGGUUCCGCAGAGGUGGAAGAUGCCUUGAAGCCAUGGCGCGACGUCACGGUCGGCGAGGCGGAAGUGGUAUCCGAAGCAAACGAGACUUCGGUGCGGCGUGAUUUGGAAUCGAUUUGCAAGAUUGUCAUCGCCCGAUCAUCGGAGGGCGUGCACCAGCUAAGGGAUGAAGACGUUAGAUCUGAAGCCUCAUCGGACAAUUGCGAGUGGUACGAGUGGUCGGAGGGGUGUGUCGUGGAGCUCUGGGAGGAGGAGGCGCAUGUUGCGCGGGCUGUCAUGGAGUCGCUGGCGAGCGGUGAGGCAUUUCUGUGAGAUGGUGGCUAGACCACUGUAGUCGAAGCUUCACGGCUGGCGGGGUAUAAAGUUUGGGUUUGGGCCUGAGGGGAAAUAGAAGUUAGAAUUAUGGAUAAUGGAAGCCGUGCCACGAUCUCCGUGUAUGCGAGUCUAGCGGGUGCACCGGUACUUACGAAGUUAUGAUAGCUUACGAGAAAA
This is a messenger RNA of Fomitiporia mediterranea MF3/22, 1846 nucleotides long. Its product is annotated as SET domain-containing protein. NCBI's taxonomy places the organism in Eukaryota, Fungi, Basidiomycota, Agaricomycetes, Hymenochaetales, Hymenochaetaceae. Gene Ontology annotation, biological process: peptidyl-lysine monomethylation; peptidyl-lysine trimethylation. Gene Ontology annotation, molecular function: protein-lysine N-methyltransferase activity. The transcript is spliced from 6 exons. The record is from RefSeq and is a predicted model, not a curated record. The coding region runs from base 182 to 1666 and encodes 494 amino acids.